Scylla paramamosain (green mud crab) is the source of this 3000-nucleotide messenger RNA. RefSeq lists its product as uncharacterized. The transcript has 3 exons. The record is from RefSeq and is a predicted model, not a curated record. Bases 643 to 1638 code for a protein of 331 amino acids. Lineage: Eukaryota; Metazoa; Arthropoda; Malacostraca; Decapoda; Portunidae.
UACGAGAGCGCCGUGGCAGAGCACCUCAGCUCUCCACGCAUUGAUUUGCCUCUGUGCAGGGUUGCCGAAUACGCGAGACCUGUGUUUUCUCUAUCCCUCCGUGAGCUCUUGACACUGGUGUGGUGGUGCGGUCAAUUACUGGCUAGAUUAUGGCGCAGAACCUGUGUAUCACCCGUCAAAACCCACAGAGGUUCCAGUUAUGACCGUAUCUGCGUUAGAACACCACAGCUUCCACCACAUUGCCUGUAUGGAAAACUAUACCCUUACGUAGCAUCUGAGAGUGACCAAAACAACAAAAACUCCCUUCCUCACACCUCAACACCAGCCCCCACACCUCAUUCCACAAGGCAGAAGAGGAGGACGAGGAGGAGGCGAGGACGAGGAGGUGGAGAAGGAGGAGGAGGUAUACUGAUGGUGAUAGUGGUGAUGGUGGUGGAAAAGUGGUAAAUUGUGUGUGUGUGACGGAUUACCAGGUUUGUGAGGAGGAAGCAGCAUGGAGCCAAACCUCAUCUAAGACAUCAAGCUCUUGUGAUGGACUUUUGAUGAAGGCGAAGAGGGAAGGCAGUGGUUCAGCGGACCAGCGCACCACAGGCUCUACAUACUCUCAGAAAAUGAAUGUCCCUUGGUAGCUGAGAGGUCGCCAUGCACUUCUGGAUCGACAAGCGGAGCGCGUGCGGCCAGCGGGGUGCUCAGUUCGUCGGGUCCCCGUGUCUCUACCGCCCAAAAGCUCGCCACUACCCCAUGGUUACCCCAGUGCACAGGUUCCAACGCAUCGAAUCCGUACAGGCGGAGGGGCGGCGUGGUGGCGAGGCAGGGCGUGGCCGAGCAGGACGGGGACGGCGGCUCGGUUCCUCCCGCCCAUCAACUGACGAGGAUGAGGAGGAGAGUGUUCGCGUGCCCCUUGGGGAGACAGCGGCCCCAGAGGAGGCAUGCCUGACCCGCCUAAGCGUGCCCUCCACUCGCCAUGCCCGCAGGACCUCCGCCAACUCGUCGGUGUACUCUCGUGUCCCCGAUAACUUCAAUCUAUUCCGAAUGGGUGGCAUCAACUGGUGCGUGUGGGCUGCAUUCAUCGUUGUCACCAUGCUGCUGGUACCCGCCCACCUCUAUCUAAAAAACUUCCAUUACCGCGGCGAGUUGGUGGGCAUCAUUUUCGUGGUCAUCUUGCUGUUCCUCGUCUGCUUCUCAGUGUCGCUCUUUCACACUAAGACACGCGCUAUCUUACUCCAUCGCCUCAAUCUGGAAGACGAUGCCCGCGGCUGCGCCCUUGACCAAAGCAGCGCCUCCCCUGCUCGUCGCCGCCCGCUGUUCCCCACGCCCACCCUGGCUCACCGCCGGCUGGUGCGCCAUCUCCCAUGUCCCCCUGUCCGCAUGUCCAUGUCCACCCCUGAUCUGGUAGACGGCCACGCCCUUGCCAGGGACAGAAUGGCACGAUCCCACUCCCAGGCAUCGCGCGGCGUCAGUUACGGCAUCUUGAGGCCCCACGACACCAACGAGCACCGCCUGGAGACGCCUCUCGCCUCUGACGCCACCACUGACCCGCCGCCCUACCACGUGGCCAUCCUGUUACCAGCGCCCACUCAUGCUUCCUCGCCCAGGGAGUGCGAGACGCCCCCGCCUGCCUACGACGUGGUGCAGUGAUUCCCACGAUCGCUCACACAUGGAGGAAAUGCAAGCAGAACACGACGCAGUGCCCGUCCUCACGGCUAGCAUCCAUUCGCUGGGCCAGUGCAAACCUGCAGAGGCUGAAACACAUCCCUGUGCAUCAAUGUGAAGCAGCUGAGGCUUUCAAGUUUUUUUUUUUUCUCUCUCUUCUUUUCCAGGAAAUGAUCACUCUGUCACUCAGCUGAUCUUCUGGAAGAAGCCUUCUCAGGUCUGUGUCUAGCCAAAGCUUUCGCCUCGCUAAGGCAUCUUCAUAGCAACAACAGCAGGCUUGCGGCCUUGUGAUGGCUUCGCCCAUUAUCCUUCGGGAAAGUAAGGUGGCAAAACGUGUUCUAAGUGAUGUACUCACAGAGGCCACUGGCGUCAUUCAACGACUCUUUUCCAGUGAAGAGAAGUUAUUGGGGACGUCAGUUUUGAUCUUACAUGAAUAACAGCGGCGCCUGCUGCAGGUGUAUGUCGCACUGCGCCGCACUGAACGGAGAGUCUCCCCAAAGCACAUAGCAGCUCCAAAGAAAAGUAUUCGCAACAACGACGGAAUAAAAAGAAUAUGCGACUUAAAAAUCAAACCACAGUGUAAUCUGAAUUGCAGGUGUGCAUUCGCAACCACUGCGGCAAAUUUCAAAGUGAAAACGAUAAUGUGACAAUAAACAGAAAAAUGUAUGUAUUCGCUACACAGGGUUAAUGGUAUAAGGGAAGGAGCUGCGAUGUAAUGAUGGAUCACUUACAACAACUUUACAUCAGCUUUCACUAGUGACUUAGUGACUUUUGGGUUACUCUACAUACCUACUUUUUUCCUGGGAUAUAACCAAUCAAAAUAAGUAAGCAAAAAUCAAGCUGAUGCGAUCAAAGGUUAUAUUAUAGCCAUUAGCAUGCUGAAGCUGAAAGAGAGAGAGAGAGAGAGAGAGAGAGAGAGAGAGAGAGAGAGAGAGAGAGAGAGAGAGAGAGAGAGAGCACUUUCUUCAGUACAAUAAAAAGCUACGCACAAUCUUCCCUUCCUCCCUACUUCUUCCAUCUCCUUGACCUAAUUUACCAGUGACAUUCUAUUAGCACGGCAGGUAACACGUCCUUGCCCAUCAUGGGAGGAGAGGGGAGCAGGAGAGGCUUGCGAUCUAUAAACAGAAGCAGAUGUGCACGGUGCAACGAAGGACGAGAGAGGUGAGAAGCAUGUGACUCACCAUAAAGCAUGUUCUAUUAUACCAGGAUAGAGGAUGACUGAGUCUCGAGCUAAGGCGUUAGGUAGUCACGUCCCAGUACCCGCUGGCGUGGGCUGGUUCACGAGUUAUUGUUGCACCCAGAUGCCCCACCGUAGCCCUUCAGCGUUGGAGUAAACAUUUUAUAAAC